Messenger RNA from Vespa velutina, 6807 nucleotides. It is a transcript of the gene yps, whose product is annotated as Y-box-binding protein 1. Gene Ontology annotation, molecular function: nucleic acid binding. Lineage: Eukaryota; Metazoa; Arthropoda; Insecta; Hymenoptera; Vespidae. The coding region runs from base 80 to 910 and encodes 276 amino acids. Gene Ontology annotation, biological process: regulation of gene expression. The record is from RefSeq and is a predicted model, not a curated record. Gene Ontology annotation, cellular component: nucleus. The transcript has 7 exons.
GGGAACCAACACCACAACCAGAAAGACGGGAACAUCUAGGUUCGGCAGCGGCGUGUCUUAACACCUUAACACCACCACCAUGGCUGACCCGGAGAAACAGCCCGAACAACCUAAGGCUGUCCAGCAAAAGCUGGUCAUCGCUAACAAAGUGACCGGGACUGUAAAGUGGUUUAACGUAAAGAGUGGAUACGGGUUCAUCAACAGAAAUGACACCAAGGAGGAUGUGUUUGUCCAUCAAUCGGCCAUUAUUAAGAAUAACCCGAGGAAGGCCGUGCGCAGCGUUGGCGACGGUGAGGUCGUCGAAUUUGACGUAGUAAUCGGCGAGAAAGGUCAUGAAGCAGCCAAUGUGACCGGGCCAUCAGGAGAAGCGGUUAAAGGUUCACCAUAUGCCGCAGACAAGCGAAGGGGAUAUCGUGGUUGUCACUGGAUAUAUCCUAGACGUGGAAAUGUUCGAUCACAGCGUAGACCGCGAGAAGGACAAGAAGGAUAUGAGUCCGUCGAUGGCAAAACUGGCGAGGAAGGUAUCCCCGGUGAUGGUGGGGGCCAACAACGUCGUUAUAGACCACGACGUAAUUAUGAAGGUUACUAUAACCCGGUUACUCGACAUUCCGGACCUAAUCAACAGCAAGGUGAGAACGCUGGAGAAGGUGGUGAGCAAGGAGGUAAGGGCACCGGAGAAGGAGGUGCACCACGCGGUGGUGGACGUGGUCGUGGAGGCCCACCAAGACGCUUCUUCCGUCGAAAUUUCCGCGGAGGAAGAGGCGCCGGACCACCAAGACGUCCAAGAAACCAGGAUGGUCAGUCGGAGCAGAAGUUGGAUGCACCUAAAGAUAAGGAUGCACCUGCCGCUGCCCCUGCUCCACAGGAGAGUCAACCGGUGCAGAACACCACCACCGAGAGCACCGCUUAAGAAAGAUUAAAAUGCUAUCACCACAACAAAACACUCCUUUUAAUAAGUAACACCAACACCCGUUAUACACUGAAGCAACAGCAUAAUAACAUCAGCAGAAAAGCAGUACGCAGAGCAGCAGCAGCAGCAGCAGCAGCAGCAGCAGCAGCAGCAGCAGCAGCAGCGGCAGCAGCAGCGGCAGCAGCAGCGGCAGCAAUACAAGAAACAGCAGCAAUAAAAGCAACAGGAACAACAAAUAACAUAACAAAUAUUAAAAAAACAAAAAACCAAAAAAACAAAAAAAAUACAAAAAAAAGAAAAGAAAUCAGAAAACACGACUCCACACUCUCCCUACGAAAAGCAAAUUGAGGUAUGUAACGGCUAAUAAGAACGGCCCCCUGCCCUCCCUACAAAAAAAAGAAAAAAAAAAAACAAAACAAAAAAAAAACAAGCUUUUGACGAAAGAAAAUGUGUAGCGAAAGGCCGGAAUUAACGUGAGUGUCCCAAUGGAAAUUCUUCAUCUUAGAUAACCACUUACAUUAUUAUUAUUAUUAUUUUUUUUUUUUGUGUUAUAUCUUUUUUUUUACUACCGCACAGUUUAUCUACUGUGUUUGAGACUCAACUCAAGGUUCGGAUUAUAAACUCAGGUUAAAGAAUUACUUUAUAAUAAGCAAUAUCGUUAUCUACUUCGUGGUGUGGACAAAGAAAAAAAAAAAACCUUUGCUGGUGUUAUUGUUUUUGAAAAGGUAUAUCGAAAAAUAGGACGAGACGAUAUCGAGAAGAUGAACGAAUUGUGUGUUGAAGUUUGAAUGCCCCCCCUCCCCUUUUCACGUGAUUUUAUAAGAAUAAGAUCAUACAAUUGUGAUAAAAAUGAGAAUGAUAAAAGGAAUUCUUUGCGAAAUCAUAGAUUUAAUGCCGCGACCAAUUGGAAGGAAAAAAAAAAAAAGUAAAAUAAAUGAAAUGAGAAAAAAGACGCAGGCGUAUAUACGAAAGAUGUAUAAAAGAAAAAGAAAGGAAGAAAGAAAAAAAGAAAAAAAAAAUAAUAAAAUAAUUGAAUAAACAAAAAAAAAAAAAAAAAAAAAAAAAAAAAAAAAGAAAGAAAGAGAUAGAAAGAUGAAAAAGCGACUGAUUUGUCUGCAAUAAAAAGAGGGUUGAUUUUUGUUCUAGUUUUUGUAUUCGUUAUUUAACAUGUUUUUUUUUUUUCCUCUUCUUUUUUUAUUUUUCUUCGGUUUUUCUCACGAAACUCAUUGAAACGUUUCUUGUACAAUAUCUUUUAUUUCUUUUUUUUUUUUUUUUUUUUUUAUUUUUUUUUUUUUUUGAGUUUGCUGAGAUUUUUCCCAUUUCUCUUCCUGAUGUUUGUAAAAAAAAAAAAAAAAAAAAAAAAAAAAAAUGGUCGUAGGUGUACACGAAACCCGAUGACGCAAUAAUCUUAAUGAUUUAAAAAAAAAAAAAAAAAAGAAAAAGAAAAAAGGAAAAAGAACAACAUAAUUGAAAUCUAAAUAGCGAGUAAAAACAACUUACAAAUCGUUCGUCUUUUCGUACGUGAGAAAUCCGUUGUGAAAGUUGGCAUUUAAUUGAAUUGAUUUAUCCUUUUUUUUUUUUUUUUAACACUGAUAUAUUUAUACGCAAAGGAGCCGUUAAAGGAGUGCGCGCGCGCGCGCGCGCGCAAUGUGAUAAAACAAAUAUAAUGUACAAUUUGUCACUUGGAAUGCCGUAAAACAUUUGGACAUAAUAAAUAUCCAAAAUUUUUUUUUUAUUUUUUUUUGUUUUAUUUUAUAUAUAUAUAUAUAUAUAUAUAUAUAUAUAUAUAUGUAUGUAUAUAUAUAUCUAUAUAAAGAAUACUCAAGUACACGCGGCUCAUCAUCAUCAUGAGACGAUUACUAUAAUGCCGCUUAUAUUAAAAACGUUUUUUUUUUUUUUUUUUACAAUUGAUAGUAGCAAUAAUAAUAAUGUCAUCCCCUGGCGGGUUUAGACAUUGGUAGACAUAAAGCGUGUACUCAUUAUUGAUAACUAUUAAUUGGACAUUAUUAUAUGUUAAUAAUUAUAAAUCCGUGAGACAAUCCCAAUAAUAAUGUACGGUAUUUUGACGUUCAGAUUGAUCCGAGAUUAACGAAAAAACAUCAACCAGUUAUCAUUAUCGCGCUAGAUCAUUCUAAAUCAAAUUUAUUGAUCGCGCGUGUGUGUGUGUGUGUGUGUGUGUGUGUAUAUGUAUGUGUAUGUAUAUAUACUCGCACGAAAUCGAUGAAUAUGAACGCCGAAAUAGCCGUACAUUUUAAUAAACUCGAUUGACAAUGCGAUGCACAAUACUUGCUACGACUUGUCAAUGGAGUGAGAGAGAGAGAGAAAGAGAGAGAGAAAUAAAGAAAGAAGGAAAGAGAGAAAAAGAAAAAACAGAGAGAGGGAGAGAGAGAGAGAGAGAGAGAGAAAAAAAGCAAGCGAAAGAAGAACAGAAGAAGAGAAAGAAAGAAAGAAAAAAAAAAAAGAAGAAAAUUUAUACAACUUUGCAUGUGAGAUCUUUUUAAAAUUUUAGUUUGUAGUACAGAAUCAGAAAAUAAAAUAUAUGAUUUUCUUUUCAAAAAUGGCUAACCGAGGUGUGUUGUCUCUGCGGCUCGGCAAUGUCAUUUGAUUUUUUUUUUUUUUUUUUUUUUUUUGUUUGUUUUUAUUUUUAUUUUUAUUUUUUUUAUUUUUAUUUUUGUCUAUCUUAUCAAAAACCAAGUUAAUUUUUUAAUAAUCGGCGUUAAAGUAAUCCUUUGUUUUUCGUAUAUUAGCCAACGGAAGAGAUCCAACGAGAAUAAUCGUCCUUCGAGAAAGAGAAAGAGAGAUAGGUAGAUAGAUAGAUAGAGAGAGAGAGAGAGAGAGUGUCUUUAAAAUAUUAAAAAUGUAUAUAUCAUUUAUACAUUUUAUUGAUGAUAACAACUUAACAAAAAACACACAUGCACACACCACGAGCGAGGUGUCCGUAUUGCGUCCUCCCCCGCCCCUCCAAAGUAUCAUUCCUCGCCUUAUUUGUUCGUUAGUUGUUUGUUUAAAAAAAAAACAAAAAAAAAAAACAAAAAAAAAACGACAAAAAAAACACAAAAAAAACAACAAAAAAAAAAAAAUAAGAAAAAAAAGAGAAGAAAAGGAAAGGAAAAAAAAAGUCAAAAAAAAGAAAAAGCAAAGAAAAGAGAAAAAGUGAAAUAAACCCGUGUGUUGAGUCCUCGUAGAGCGUUAUCAAAUAUGUUUGAUUUUGUGUAACAAUUUAUAAGUAGUCGUCAAUUCGUGAUUGGGAUUUCAAAUAACCUUGCAGCGAUUAUACCGAAAGAGAGUAAGAGAGAGCGAGAGAGAGAGAGCGAGAAAGAAAGAGAGAGAGAGAGAGUGUGUGUGUGUGUGUGUAAACAAAAUCCGACGCAGUUUUGAAAUGUGAGAUAGAUAGAGAUAAAAAGAGAUAGAUAAAGAAAGAGAGAGUGAGAGUGUGUGCGCUCGCGCGCGCGUGUGUAUGCGGUGCUAAGUGGUGCGCGGAGGAGAGGAAAAAAAAAAAAAAAAAAAAAAAAAGAAAAAUUUCAACGUGCGGUUACGUUCAUUUAUAAUUGCAAAUCCAAGAAAGCAAAGACUUUCUCUUCUCAUUGUGGUUGGUGUGUAAUAAUGCGAGACACGUGUGAAAUGCAAUAGAUCUUAUAGGUUCUUUCAAAAGAUUCCUCCUUUUAAUAACAGUCCCUCGUUGAAUAUAAUAAUCAUUGUAAUUUGAAUAAUUUCGUUCGAGCACUCAAAAAAAAAAAAAAAAAAAAAAAAAAGAACAGGGACACGCGACACGCUCUCUUGCAUUUGUGCGAGCUUUCUUUUUUUUUUUCUUUUUCUUUUCUUUUUUCUCUCUCCUUUUUUUCUCUUCUGCACCCUCCCCCUUCUCAUUUUGUGCUCAUUCGAUCUAUUAAAUCCUCUUCCUUCACCUCCUCCACCUCCUCCUCCUUCUCCUCCUCCUCUUUCCCCCCCCCCCCUUUAAAUGUGUUCGCUCGAGGUUGUUUCUUUGUUUUCUUUCUUUUCUUCUUCCCCCCUCUCGUCGCCUAUUUUCUUUUUCUGUUUCUUCUUUUACGUCGAGUAACGUAACCGCGCGUUUCAUCAUAAAAAAAAAAAAGAAAAAAAAUAAAUAAAAAUAAAAAUUACAAAAAAAAGAAAAAAAAAGAAAAAAAAAACCGAGUAGAACGAGGAGACACAAAAAUGAGAGAGAGAGAGAGAGAGUGUGUGUGUGUGUGUGUGUGUAUGUGUGUGUGCGUAUAUCCAGCUGAAUCUCGAGCUUGCAAAAUUGACGUAAAUUAAAACGAAACGGAACAGAAGAAAACAAAAUACAAUAAGUAAACCAGGAACAAGUAAAAAGUCGUUCUAAUUGAUUGUGAAAAAGAACAACGCGUGUGUUAAAUAUGGUGAACGUCGAAGUUAAAAAAGAAGAAAAAAAAAGGUAUAUGAAAAAGGAAGGAUAGAUAGGAAGAUGGGAAGAAAGAAAAGAAUGAAAGAAAGAAAAGAAAGAAAGAAAGAACACACAAACAAUUUUAAAGCAUAAUAGUAUUAUGAUGUAUGGAUAAUAUAAAAGAUAUUGUCUACCUUAUUCCGACGAGUGGAAGACAUUAUAAACGUGCAAUCAUUUUUAAGCAGAUCCGCGUCAUUGAAAUUUGAAAUGUAUGCGCGCUAGAUAUAUAUAUGUAUAUAUAAAUAUAUAUAUAUAUAUAAAUAUAUAUAUAUAUAUAAAUAUAUAUAUAUAUAUAUAUACACAUAUAUCUAUAUAUCAACAAUCCUGUGUGCAAGCUGGGCGAAGUUUAAAAUCGAUAAUGGCAAAAAGCGUACGUUUAAAAACAAUGUUUGUUUGUUUGUUUGUUUGUUUGUUUGUUUGUUUGUUUGUUUGUUUGUUUUUAUCGCAGGCGUAUUUAACGCGUGUUAAAUAUACUACAUUUGGAAACGCGAGCGAAAUGAAAUCACGAAAAUUCGCGUUUCAACUGUCGAGAGAUAUAAAUGAAAUAAAAUUAAAGGGAAAAAAAUGAAAAAAAGAAAUAAAAAAAUAAAAAAAAAAAAAAAAAAAAAAAAAAAGAAAAGAAAAGGAAAAAAAAAAAGGAAAAAAACGGAAACAAACAAAGAACAUGCAAAAAGAAAAAAAAAAAAAAGGAAACAAAUUUAUGGCGAAGAGAGAGAUGAUAAUGCGAGAAUUUUUGGGAUCGAGCAGAAAAACGUUCGAUCUCAUUUUUCUAUUCCGAAACGAAUAUUAUCUUUGUACAUCCGACGUAAAAAAAAAUCUUUGUCGUGUUUUCAAGAACAAAACCACAGCAUAAUAAAUAAAUAAAUAAAAUAAAAUAAAAUAAAAUAAAAUAAAAUAAAAUAAAUGAAUAUGAAUGAAUGAAUAAAAAAAUAAAGAAAGAAAUAAAUAAAUAAACAAAGGAGGAAAGAAAUAAAAAACUAAAAAACUAAAAAAAAAAAAAAAAAAAAAAAAGAAAAGAAAAGAAAGGAAAAGAAAGGAAAAUGGGUAUCACGACGUGACUGUCAAUUAGUUCAAGUUCAGUUUUUUCGCAAGAUAAAUGAAAAAAACUAAAAAAAAAAAAAACUAAAAAGAAAAAAAAAGAAAUAACGAGAACAAAAGUAAUAUACCGAUCUGUUGUAAUGUGGUCAUACAGAAUGGAUGAUAACGUUGGUGAUUAUAAUGAUGAUGAUGAUGAUGAUGAUGAUGAUGAUGAUGAUGAUGAUGAUGAUGAUGAUGAUGAUGAUGGGUGGUCAGUCUAAAGCUAAAUGUGAAUUAUAAAAGAAAUUCGUGAUACCAGUUUGAGGAGGAGGCGUUCAUUUUUCGAAUAAAAUGUCGUUAUCUAAAGAUUUUCGAUGGGUGCGAGAGGUGGGCGUCGCUUUUAAAACACGUCUCCUGUAACGUCCGUCGACUGCCCCCCCCCACCCCACCCCAACCCCCC